Messenger RNA from Naumovozyma castellii, 105 nucleotides. RefSeq lists its product as uncharacterized. Lineage: Eukaryota; Fungi; Ascomycota; Saccharomycetes; Saccharomycetales; Saccharomycetaceae. The record is from RefSeq and is a predicted model, not a curated record. The coding region runs from base 1 to 105 and encodes 34 amino acids. The transcript has a single exon.
AUGCAACCAUCCGCUCAAGCUUCUCAAAAAGACAACACUGCUGAAAACAAGGACAAUUAUAUUGUUAAGGGUCUAUUUUGGGAUCCAGCCUGUGUUAUUGCUUAA